AAGUUACCAGGAAAUAUAAUAGAGCCCAUUGUACAGCCUAUACAACUUCGUGUCGCACUCUACGCCUAUAUUCGAAGUGCACAAUUCUUAAUUCUUCAAUAUCCAAUUGCUAGGUAUGGCGCCUCGGUGACGGAUCGCUGGAUGUCAACAAUACCGGAGAGUAGCAGCUCUUGCGCGGCCUCGGUGGCCUCAAACUCAACGCCAUGUCCGCCUCAAACCCUCGAAAGUCCCCCGGGAGUUCCACGUCCCCGCUAUCUCAUGGGCAAAGCCAGAGCGAAUAUGCGUUCCCGCGAUACGAUCCUCCCUCUAGAAAUAGCUCUACCACCCGCUACAACUCCCGGCGCCUGUCGACGGCGAGCUCCGUAACGUCAAUAGGAGGGGCCCUGGACUCCUCGUCAGGACCGUGGUCGGAAACAGUGAGAGAAGCAGGACAGAAUGCUAUAUCGACACUCCUGCAGCCGCCAAUUGUGAGAACAGGCCUAAUCGCCCAUACUUCAGCUCCAGUGUCCAGUGCGCAUAAACCACCGACCGCUCGAGAUAUCCCGCCAGUAACGCUCACAAAUAUCCCCCAUGUUGAUCCGGCGGAAUUCAAGCCGUAUCUGGCGCAGAUUAGCGCACUCUCGGACUCCCUACAGCGGGCGAAGGAUAGCGAAGACGAGGAGGGAUUGCGGAUAAUACGACGGGGGGGUAAUAAGAGUGACGAGUUUGCGGAUUUACUGGAAUCAAACGAUAAAGGAGAGCCAGAUAUAUCGAGGCAGUCGUCCUUGGCGUCAUUGUCAUCGUUGACACCCAAUGAUUCGCAAUCACCCAGAAGACGUUCAAGUGCUGGACCUGGGAAACGAGCCGCCCAAGGUCCUGCGCCCCUCGCGACAAUACCCACCGUUUAUUUCGACGAUGACUUUCGUCUUGAGAAUCCUCGAAUUUUUGACGUCGUCAGCGAACGGUCGGAAGUCGUCCGACCAGCUCCAGGGGCGCCAGAAGAGCGAAAACAGUCAAACGGAAAUGUAGCCGGCCCCAGAAAGGCUCUGGCGACAAACGCAAUAUUACAAGAGAAACUAUCGUGGUAUAUGGACACAAUCGAGGUGCACUUGAUUUCCGCAAUCUCGACUGCAUCCUAUUCCUUUUUUGCUGCUCUCGGCUCGUUGCGUGAGCUACACUCUGAAGCUGCAGAUUCCGUCGCCAGAAUAAAGCAGCUGCGUGACGAGUUGGACGAACUUGACAAGGAGAUGGCAUUGGGAGGCAUGGAGAUUGUCAAGCAAAGACGUCGACGAGAGAAUCUCAAACAGCUGGCAGAUGCCGUUCAGCAGCUAAAGUCCGUCGUAGCUGGCCUAGGCCUUUGUGAAUCCUACGUCGAAAGUGAUGAGGUGGAGCGAGCACUUGACACGAUAGAUGCCCUUGAGAGGCUUAUCCAUGGCGAGCAGCUGCAAGGAGAUGCCAAAGUGCUGGAUGUUCCCGUGCAGGACCAACUGCGCGACCUUUCAGGGGCAACAGCUUUACAAGGAGUCGACAAUGAUCUCACUGUUCUGCGGUUUCGAAUUGGUAAGACAUUUGAAUCGAGAUUUAUCAAAUCAAUGCUUAGCGACAUCAGACAACACAUUGAAUCCACGCCGGUCAACGAUACCCUACAACGGUGGAGCAAUGCUUCACAAAGGACGCGGGGCGGGCAUAAUCGCGAGAAGUCCGCGUUUCCUUCGUACUUGACGACGAACAACGAGUUCAGAGCCGAUCUGUUAUCAAAUAUCAAUGGUCUCUAUCGGGCUAACCACACAUCUUCGGCUACGACAGCAUAUCGCGAUGCUGUCUUGCACGAGAUAAAAUCGAUCAUCAAACGGCCAUUACCUAGCUCCAAUGACGAUGAUACGGAUUCCGUGAUGUCAAUGUCUACUGUGGGGGGAAACAAACCACGCAGCCAACAAGACAGAUCUGCUAUCCUGGCUCGCAAUUUACGGAAUUUAGAUCCCGAGUCAGCUGAAGAGACUCUGGUGAAGAUUUAUAUUGGUGUCGGAGAAACCCUGAGGAGAGUGGGAACUCAAGUGAAGGUGCUACUUGAUGUAACAAGUACAUUGGAUGGAUCAUCACCGGGUUCGCCUCCUCCAGGGUCGCCUUCAAUAGGAGGACCCAGGUCACCCCCUCGGACACCAAAUCUUGGGUCAAUUGAAGACCGUGUUAGCGGUGGCAAGGCGACCGAGGAAAGGAGACAUAUACAGGAGGAGUUACAUCAAGCCCUCGACAUGUCGAAUCUUCUUGGCCAAGUCGUGGAUAUUGCACAGAACCAGAUCGUCAAGGUACUCAGAGUCCGCACGGAGCAAAGCGUCCGCCAACAGCCGACACGAUUCCUGCGAUACUUCACGCUCAACCUUCUCUUUGCCAACGAAUGCGAAGCUGUAUCAGGCAGGAGCGGAACAGUUCUGAAGAAUGUCGUGAACAAUCAGAUCAAAGACUUCAUACAACUCCUCAGCAACUCGCAGCAGCAAGCCCUAGCUCAAGGAAUGGACGCCGACCUCUGGGCCGCAAAAGACUUCACCGAGAGCGACGGCGUCUACCUAGAACGCAUCCUCGAAGGCAGCGAUCGCGACCCCGCCGCCUGGAGCAUCGGCAGCAAAGUCUGGCUCCCCUACGACGAAUCCAACGACUCCACCCUCCCCGACGGCGCCCCCACCCCCGCCGACCCCUCCCAAACCGCCUCAGCGCGCGAGAAAAUCCGCCCCGCAACCAUCGAGGCAGAGACCUUCCUCCUCCCCGCGUCCGCCAUCAUCUGCCUCCGCGGCCUCUCCCCCUACCUCGAGCUCAUCACCGGUAUCCCCUCUCUCACCUCGGAUGUCUCCCCCCUCCUCCUCGCCUACAUCCAACUCUUUAACAGCCGCUGCACGCAGCUCAUCCUCGGCGCCGGCGCCACUAAGAUCGUCGGCCUCAAAAAUAUCACAACCAAGCACCUCGCGCUCGCCUCACGCGCCCUUGGCUUCGUCGCAACGCUGAUUCCGCACCUCCGCGAAUUUGUGCGUCGGCACCUCGGCGCCGGCGCAUCGGCUGCGGGUCUAAUGGGCGAGUUCGACAAGGUGCGCCACGUGCUGCAGGAGCACCAGGCGAGCAUCUCAGAGAAGCUGGUUGAGAUUAUGGCAGGGCGCGCGACGCUGCAUCUGCGCGCCAUGCGGGCAAUUGUAUGGGACGAUGAUUCCGCAGGGGACAAGGCAGUGAGCGCGUACAUGGAUACACUUACCAAGGAGACGGGAACGUUGCAUAGGGUGCUGAGUAAGCAUAUGCCUGAGGAGACGGUGUUGGGGAUUAUGGAGCCGGUGUUUGGGAGUUAUAGGGAGCAGCUGGGGAAGGCGUUCCGAGAGGCUCCGGUGACGACGGAGAGGGGGAAGGAGAGAAUGCUCCGUGAUGCUCAGCACUUCGCCGCUAAAAUCAGCAAGCUUGAUGGCGCUGGCGAUUUGGGAGAGUCUAUUCUCACCACGGCGACGAAUAGGACGCUUCCUGUUGCUGAAGUGUCUGCUGCCACUACAGCCGCUGCGGUCACCGAGGCUGCGGCCGCAACGAGCCCCGAAGCGCCUCUGCCGCCUACACCAGUAGUGGAGAUCAGUGGAUCCCCGCCUAACCCGCCAUUACCGAUUUCACCUGACGAAGUUGUAAAUGAGGUGGUGAAUGGGGAUGUAGCUGUAGCGAACGACGCGGUGGAGAGCGAGACCCUUAUUAUCGAAAGCCCUGGUGUGGAGAGCGAGGAAGCUGCGGAAGUGGAAGGAGAGACCGAGUCGGGGAUGAAGGACGGGAAAGAUGUGGAGGAGAAGGGCGCGAAGGCGUGAGAUGGUCCAUGAAUAUUUUGGUGUGGAUGAGGAUGAGACGAGGAUUUUUGUGUAUUGUAGAUACCACCGAUGAUACGAGCGAGGUAGUUGUUUGUGACGGAGUAGCUGAAAAUAUAGAUGAGGGAUUGAACUAUGGUAUGGCCUUCAUUUCCGUCUUAUUUGUCUUGGGCUGAGCAUGGGAUAUUGAUCCGUGUGCAGACAUACUAACCCCCCCUCCCACGCCACUUCCCACAAAUACCACAUCUGUACCCUGCACCCUUGACGUUUAUUUAACCUUUGG
Molecule: messenger RNA, 4080 nt
Organism: Pseudogymnoascus destructans
Lineage: Eukaryota; Fungi; Ascomycota; Leotiomycetes; Thelebolales; Thelebolaceae
Exons: 3
Coding region: 204-3800 (1198 amino acids)
Biological process (GO): retrograde transport, endosome to Golgi; Golgi to vacuole transport
Cellular component (GO): GARP complex
Molecular function (GO): syntaxin binding
Source: RefSeq, a predicted model, not a curated record